Molecule: messenger RNA, 1100 nt
Organism: Candidula unifasciata
Lineage: Eukaryota; Metazoa; Mollusca; Gastropoda; Stylommatophora; Geomitridae
Source: the annotation of a GenBank genome assembly
AUGACAUACAGGAAAACAUGCUUUGAAUCUCCUGACUUCACUUAUAUACCUGGAGGUCUGAAUGUUGGAGCACAGAUCAUUAUCCGAGGAAGAGUUGCACUUGAUCAGGAGAGGUUUAGCAUUGACCUUCAGAAUGAUAAAGUCGAGGGAUGUGAUGUGGCCUUCCACUUUAAUCCACGAACGGGAAACAGCUCUGUUGUGCGCAAUUCACACUCACGAGGUUGGCAAACGGAGGAGCUGUGUAUUCCUUUCUUCCCUUUCGCUUCGGGAUCCAAGUUCACAGUGAGAAUCUACCACUUCAUUGAAUACAAGCACCGCCUGCCGUACAAAAGUGUUCGCUACCUGAGGCUGGGUGAAGGUGCUGAGUACUAUGAAUGUACCAUUCAGAAUCCAUGUCGGACACCUUACAAAGGCGAGUUUUCAGGCGGACUUAAGACUGGCAAGGCUGUGAGAGUGCAAGGCUUUGUCAACGAAGAUGCUAAAAGCUUUGCGAUCAGCUUCAACUGUGACGUCGAGGGAAGUGUCGUGGGAGCUUAUUUUAACGUCAGCCAGGUCAAGAAGGAAGUGGUGCUAAACAGCAAGACCAAAUGUUCAUGGGGUCAAGAGGAACAAGUUCGAGAAGGCUUUCCAUUUCUUGGUGGACAGUAUUUUGAUGUUCUUAUCAUUACAAAUGCCGGAUGCUUUGAUAUCUACGUGAAUGACAAGCUGUUCACUUCCUUCAAGUUCCGCAUCCCGCCAGAACAGAUCUUAUAUCUGAGCAUUACUGGGGACGUCACUCUCAGGGAAGUUGUCUUCGCUGACUCUUUGCCCAAAGAUCUCAUCAAACCUGUUCCAUCUGGUCUGGAGAAGAAUGAUCUGAUUGCUGUCAGUGGAUUCUUUUGUAACCAAGUCAACACUUUUUCAAUUGAUUUGAUCAAUGGAACCGGAACCUGCGCUGGAAAGGAUAUUGCUCUGCGUGUCAAUACCCGUUUCAGUGAAAGCACAGUUGUCAUCAACAGCCAAAAGAAUGGAAAGUGGCAAAAGGAGCAGAAACUAGCUUUGCCGUGUCCAUUUGUGCACAAGCUGCCUUUUGAGGUGGAGAUUGUCAACAAGUGCGGCAA